CUGCCUUCUCUACUCUUCGUCUCUCCCAAGCUCUAAACAUGUUCUCCCGCGUAGUCUCCCUCAUGGUGUGCAUGCUGGCUGGCGCCGCCGCUUUCAUGGCGCCAUCGGUGACCGUGCGAUCUGUGUCGCGACCGACAAACAGCCUGUCCAUGGCGGACGUUACCUUCCCGGGAGGCAAGAAGACCAAGGCCAACGGAGGCGCCCCCCUGAAGACGGUAGCGCAGAAGGCGGGCUACAAGGCAGCGUACGGCUGCGAGGAGGGCAAGUGCGGGACGUGCGAGCACAAGGUGAACGGCAAGAAGAUCAGGCUGUGCAUCGGCAAGCUUCCCGCCGGCGCCGGCCCAUUCACGUUCACCCAGUAAAUAGAGGAUAAAGGGGUCGGGGCCUACACAUGGACAGAGAAUGGCGGCGCACCAACGCCUCAUCUACGUCACCAAGGGGACAGGGGAUCCAGUGACUGGGAUCCCCCACCUGCAUCACGGAGAAAGACACAGGGACAGGGGAUGGCGGCGCAUGGACACGCCUCAUCCAUAUCACAACUAUCACAGUUACAGCUAUGUUUUUUUGUUUUUUUUUUGGUUUUUUGUCAGUUUUCGGAUCAAAACCUCGUGGAGGUGUAUACCGUCUGGUAGGCACGGUGAGCACCCGCGGCGGAUCGAGGUGGGACAAGCGCGAGAAGACAUCGCCAACAGGAUGAGGCGCUAGAAGUAAGGCCAUGGUUUCGGCGCUCGGAGCGCUAGGUUAGGAUGCCUUGUGCCUCUAGACUAACAAUAGAGCACUCACGACCGACGUGAUACGUAAGCAGUUGGGACGUUGCAGUCGGGGUCUUCGCCGCAAACGCUUUCUAGAAGCCCUUUGGAUGAAGGGGGGCGUUACCUGUAACAGUUGUUUUGCCUUGUGCAACAGCAGGAGGCUGUUGUGAGGGUGGAGCAGUAGUGCUCGAAGCUCUCGUUGUCUUCUCUUAGACAAAACGAAGUACAUACUUGUUUGAGGGCAUCUUCUAUGCACGACUUUACGUUUGUAGGGUCGGAAGGAUAUAUCGUUGACAUUUUAGAGAGGUAGGGAUCACAGUCCAUAGAGAACGGAGAAAGUCUGUGCUACGCACGCGUGGCCUGCAGGAAGCUAUAACUUGCUCGUUUUCAUCGUC
Ectocarpus siliculosus is the source of this 1147-nucleotide messenger RNA. The record is from the annotation of a GenBank genome assembly. NCBI's taxonomy places the organism in Eukaryota, Phaeophyceae, Ectocarpales, Ectocarpaceae.